AUGGGGCAUACUCUAUACUCUCCAAGUCCAAUCAUCCCCUUUCACAACUCGGCGGGGCAGACGGAGAUCAAGAAAUUCGGGGGUCUCCUAACCUCGGAGUUCAUGCCAGCUCCCGUCGGCCGCAGCUUUCAGAUGCGACAAACCUACCGCCACAACGUUGAAGGCCCCAUCCCCGAUAAUCUCCGCAAAUUGAUCGCGGAUCCCAGAAAGCCAAAGGGCCCGCCAACGCACUUCCACCAGUUUCAAACCGAGUACUUCAAAGUCGAGGAGGGCAUUUGCAUCGUUGAGAUCAAUGGUGUGCCGCGCAACGUGAGUCCCGACGAUGAAGAGAUCAGCUGCAAGCCGGGAAAUGUGCAUGCAUUUUACAUUCAUCCGGACAGCCCGGAGAAGAUGACGGUGCUGCUGAGCGCGAGUGAUACAGGAAUGGAUUAUCAGCUUGAUCGCGUGUUCUUUGAGAACUGGUAUGGAUAUUGGCAUGAUGCCUUGCUGUAUCGCGGGGGACUGGAUCUGAUCCAGACACUUCAGAUCCACGACGCAGGCGAUCACUACACUCCCGCGCCCGCUUGGAUGCCCUUCCGCACCUUUUUUGGCUAUUGGGCAUGCGUAAUCAUCGGCCGCUGGCUCGGCGGACUGCUAGGCUACAAACCCUUCUUCAAAGAGUACACGACUGACUGGGACUUUGCAAUCUCAAAGAUGAAAGGAAACGUCUUUACCCGGUGGAAUGUGCAUGAGAGUUAUUCUGACAAGCAGCCGUGGGAGAAGCAGGUGGAGAUGUCUAGCCAUCCCAAGCCUACGAAUGCGGAGUACGAGGAGUUGGUUACUGAUAUGACUGAGACGUUCUGGAAGUCGCAGGGUAAUAACGGUGUCAAGGGGGUCAAUGGUAUGUUUGGGGAUGAGUCUCCUACGUCAAAGAUGGCAAAGGUCCACGUCAAAGGGGAGGUUAAUGGCGCUCUCAAUGGUGAUACGGUAGCCCCUCUUCGUAAGAGGGUAUAAUGUGUUGUAGAUGUUUAGGUUGGGUAAUAUCAAGAGGAUAGCUUUGAGACAUAAUGGCGUUGACGGGAUACGAUUUGCUUUUGUG
Molecule: messenger RNA, 1078 nt
Organism: Mytilinidion resinicola
Lineage: Eukaryota; Fungi; Ascomycota; Dothideomycetes; Mytilinidiales; Mytilinidiaceae
Exons: 3
Coding region: 1-993 (330 amino acids)
Source: RefSeq, a predicted model, not a curated record